Molecule: messenger RNA, 1899 nt
Organism: Lathyrus sativus (Indian pea)
Lineage: Eukaryota; Viridiplantae; Streptophyta; Magnoliopsida; Fabales; Fabaceae
Source: the annotation of a GenBank genome assembly
AUGGGUAAAGAUUGGUAUUGGGGUGCCAGAAAAUCCUCCAAGAAAACAACACCUCAAACUGAUAUCCCUUCAGGUUGCAUGUGUGCAUUUUUUCAAACCUUUGAUUUUCAUCCCUUUCACUUUUCCAUCAACCAACCACAACAUCACUCUCCCACUAACUCCAUCUCCAAAGAACCUCAAGCACCUAGAAAUAGCUUGGAAUCACAAGAUGAAGAAAGUUUCAAAAUCCCAAAGAACAUAAGAACAAGAGGAGCAAGUUUCAAUGAUCUUUCCUCAGAGAAAAGCUUCAAUGACGUUUCAUCUCCCGGAACAAAAACACCAACCUUGGUAGCAAGAUUAAUGGGUCUUGAUCUUCUUCCUGACGCAAAUUCACCAUCUUCAUCUUCCUCUUCAUCUCUCUCAACUCCAAAUAGGCAAAGUCAUUACCAUUAUAGACCAAAACCAGACAGCCUCAAAAUAAUGAAACAUAGACACAGCACAGACAGUGUCAUCAUGCGGUCUUUGCCUGAAACUCCAAGGUUGUCCUCAGAAAGAACCUCAUCACUUGUUGAACAUAGACUCUCUCUCCAAAUCAACAAAGAGAAUAUGAAUCACAGUGAUGAUUUAGAAACUCCUCCUCGGUUUUCAUUUUCAAAACUCAGAAAACAUGUUAAAGAAAGUGUUGGUGGAAGAAAAGUUGGCAAAGACAUCACCAACAACACAAUCAAAAAUACUAAUGGACAAGAACAAGAACAAGAGAAAGAAAAUUUUGUUACUCAAAUCAAAUUCAAGAAACCUCUCAAACCAUUGAAACCACUAGAAGAAUCAAACCAAGGAAAACAUUCAAACACAUCUCACUCUCCAAGACUCAGCAGAUUCAAUGAUAACAACAACAACAACCACAAACAUUCACCAACUCUCAAAGACCAAAACACACAUCAAGUACCAAAACAAUCAUCACCACCACCUUUGGUCAACAUUGAAGCACAGGUUUCAAGAGUUUCAACAAAGAUUAAAACUCAAGCAAUGUCAGAGAAGGAGAUGAUGAUGAAGGACAAAAAAUCUUUCCCAAAAUGCAAGAAAACAGCACAUGGGAAUCUGAGCCCACGGAUCAACAAGAAUCAACAGACAACAAUCAGAAACAAGCAACAAGAGUCUUUCAUUAUUCGACCCUCAUCAUCAGCAACUAAAGCUAAGAAAACUCAUCCACUUUCAAACAACACUGUCCCAAACUUUCUUCCUCUCAAAACACACCCUUCUCCUUCAUAUACAAAAAUCCCUCAAAAACAGGUAAAUGAUAAUGUCCAAGAAUCCAAAAGCAUGUCACAGUUAUUUAGUUCUUCGCGCCAGAAGUACACCAUCUGCAACCAAAGAACCAACGAUGAAUCAAAUUCUAACAGUUCCAUCUUCGCCGCCGGAACCCAAGACGAAGAACCAGAAUAUCAGUACAUCUCCACCAUUCUAAACCGUACCGGAAUACACAAAGCAACAAUAACAAACCUUCAACAUUUUCAAUGGUUCUCUUCAUCCCAUCCAUUAGACCCAUCAAUUUUUCACCGUCUUGAACUCUACCCAAACAAUAAAGACAACAAAUUUCCGCCGAAAAAUCAUCUGGGUCCACGCUGUAACCGUAGAUUACUAUUCGAUUUACUCGACGAAGUAUUGUCCGAAAUUCUCAUGAAACCAAACAGUAACCGUGGAUUGUUGUUACUAGAUACAGUGUGGAAAAGAGUUCGGAGUUUCCCACGUGCGAAAUGCGAGGUUUUAGAAGACAUUGACGGGCUAAUAGAAAUGAAAGACUUGACGGAUAAGAAUAAGGAAGAAGAAGAAGGUGAAAAACUGGUGGCGGAAAUUGAAGGGAAGGUAUUAGAAAUGUUAGUGAAUGAAACAAUAACCGUUAUGGUGGGUCCUAACCGUUGA